AUGUCAUCUAUAUAUUCUAAUCAUUCAACUCCUAAGUGCCAAAGUAAGAAAGGAUCGAGUUUAGAUAAAAUACAUCACAAAGCAAUAACAAAAUAGAAAAAGUACACUACGUAAACAAUGAAAAAAUAAGAACAAUCUCUUAUUUUAGCUUCUCAAAAUAAAAGAAAAUUGAGAUAAUAAACUUAUAUUAUCAGUCAAAUAAAAUCUAUUGAUCAAUCGAUAAGUUCAAUUCGUGUAAAACCAAUACCUUUAGGAAGAUUAUUUAUUGAUGAAUUUACAAUGAAUAAUAAAAUUUUGGAAAGGAAAAUUACUUCUGAGUUUGUUGAGUGUAAAUUAUCACCAACAAAUUUUUAUGAUGAAGAAAAUGGGCUUUAAAAAAAAUUAAGUUAUUAUCAUGAAUUAUCAUAAUUAUACAAUAGUUUUCCAGUAUAAGCCUAAGGAUUAGAAGAAAGAAAAAGUUUUGAAGACUCAUUAAACUGCCCUUAUGAACGCAUAACUUUAUCAUCUUUAAAUAAUAAACUUAUCAAAAUAUCCAAAAAAUGGAAUUAUGAUUUCCUUAGAAUGAUGGGAAUAAAUCAAAUAAUAAUAGAUGAUUAUAUAUUUAAUCAUAAUUUGUUACCAAAAUGUUGGGAUUUUAUGAAAAUUUUUUCUAAAAAUGGCGAGGCUCAUUUUACCACAAAUAUCAUAAAUUACCAAGGAGAAAAAUUCAUUACGAAUAUGAAAAUAAAAACAUUUAUAGAAUAAAAUAAAAGUACGUCAAUUCGAGAAUAAGUUACUUAUGUUUAAUUCUAAUGUGGAAGGCAAUUUCUGAAUGUAGAGAAAGUUUAAGCAAAUUUCUUAGAUUAUUUUAAUUUAAAGGAAUUAACUCCUGAUUUGUAUCUUUCAAUCCAUUAAACAAGAAUUGCUAAGAGAUGCUCCUUUAGAAAAAAAACUAAUUAAGAUAAUAGAUGA
This is a messenger RNA of Paramecium sonneborni, 951 nucleotides long. The record is from the annotation of a GenBank genome assembly. Lineage: Eukaryota; Ciliophora; Oligohymenophorea; Peniculida; Parameciidae.